This is a messenger RNA of Osmia lignaria (orchard mason bee), 10460 nucleotides long. RefSeq names its product cell adhesion molecule 3-like. The record is from RefSeq and is a predicted model, not a curated record. Lineage: Eukaryota; Metazoa; Arthropoda; Insecta; Hymenoptera; Megachilidae.
GAUUUUGAAAAAUCAAGUGAUUACAAGAUAUCUAAUUGGAAUUUUACAAUUUUUUACUACAACUAGGAAAGCUCUUAAUAACAUGGAUUUUAAUUUUGAUCGGUUAAUGAAAUAAUAAAUGGUCAAAUAUUCACAGUUUACUGAUAAGUUGUAAGGUCAUGGUAGAUAAAGUGUUAAAGUUAAACAUUUCACCCUCGGUGGCUGGCAAUUUCCCCAAAUUAUACGAGUAUCAGGAGAGAACAUCAAAGAUAUCGUGAAAAAUAAAAAUAAAAAUUCCAAUCGAACCCCUUAGCCUCGUAAAAACCGUUCUCUCCCAAUUAUCAUUUAACCAAGAGAGACAGGAACCCCUGACGCAGCUUCUAAGAAACGUUGAAGCUCUUCGAGCAAAUUGAAGGAACCGGGAACGACACCGUAACACCGCUAGCUUUCCUUCUAUUUUUCCACUCGGUUUCCGGUCCGCGUGUCUCUCGGAAAGAAAACGAAAGAAAUUCGUCGAACCGACGAGGGUUAACGACAGGAACGCUACGUUUUGUCAUAAACGCGCUCGUACAUUCGAAAUUUAUUGCAUCGCUUUCUAAAAAUGCGAAAAACACAACUGAAGAGAAAAGACUUUGAAAUACUACAAGGUAAAACAAACUAACAGCAAUCAAAGAUGAUUUUUUAUAAUUUUCCAAAUAGAAAAAAUAUUAGUGCUAUUAAAUUUAUGGAAUAAAGUGGUGUUUCUUUAAAAUUUUGCAAGUUGAACAAGCGAAACUGUAUAAGAAUAAAUCAAUAUUUAAAAUAGAAACAAAGUUACGCAAUUUCGACCGUAUCGUAAGGUCGUUAGGUCUCUCAUUGUACGACGUCGCGUCGUUGCAAGAGGAAGUGAAAGAUAAGGGGUGAAAGAAGGGAAAAUUUCGCGUGACACAACUGUGCAUGGGGUGCUAUCGUUUCGUCCAUAGGGGUGGUCGUAGUCCAGGGAACGUUAGAGGGUUGCAAGGCAGGGUUAGCGAGGGUGGUAUCCAUCGGUAGGACAGAUUCGGGCUGCGUAUGCACGCGAACAGUUUCCACGGUAUUGGUUUCCGUGGAACGGCCAGCAGUAUUCGUGCUGGCUGAUAAACACGUGUAAUGCAAGAAACCGACGGUUGCCGGGGAAAGAUGGAGGAGAUAAAAGCUCCGCUGGAGGAGCCUUAAGGUGAUUCCGUGAAAAUAAUUUCACCUUUCUCGAUCGAAACCACGGGAGCACGAAGGAAACGGCAGUAUCUCGCCCGAAGGGUCUAUAGUUUUCGAAUUAAAGCACCCUGUUGCGUAAGACGACGAGGUAAAGGAGAGAAAGUACCUACGUUAUUCCUGAGCCUCUUCAGGAUUUGCGUCAGUCCCUGAGGAGGAUCUUUAUUAACCCUCGCAAACUGAAUGCAGGGUCAAUUUCAGUUUAGUAUACGUACGUAUCGUAUAUCCCCUUCUGUGUGUAAUACUUUAUUGUAUUUACACACGAAAAUGUAGUUUAAAAAAGAAAGUAAAAAGUGAAAUUUGGAAAAUGCGAAUAAUGUGAAAUAUAAAAUUAAAUUGAAACCGGGAUCUCUCCAUGGUCCGCUAUCCGGGGGUUAAAAACAUGGUAAGGGUCUUCACCAUUGUUUUGUUAAAGGUUCAUCUUUUUAAUUAAGAAACUUCCCAAUUUACUUGCGUGAUGCCUUUGAAUAGUUUUAGCCUGUAAUACCUUCUAAAUGAAGUUUAUUUCACGUUCUAUAUCUUUGCAUUUUUAUGGUCCUGAUCGUGGUUAAAGAUAUAAGACACAAUGGAUUGAGAAAUUUAAUUGAUUCUUUUACUUUCCAGUUCGUGGACUGAUUAAAGGGAUUUGAACAUUUUGAAUGGUUCAUUAAUAAAAGAAUUGAUUUUCAAGUAAUCAAUGGGCAGGUACCCGGACAUUAUUACUUCAAACAAUGAGUUAUGGUAAUCGGCAUGAAAAUCAAUAUUUUUCAUGAAGAUGGUUUUACGAGGAAAUAAAAAUACUCCCCGUUAGAACGUGAAAACUGCAUUACGACUGUUUCAACGUUUUCUGCUCUUAAGACCUUUCAUCUCUCCCAAAAAUAUGGCGAAUGGAUUAGACUUUCUUAUCCAGGGCUUAAUAUUUUUUUCCACCUCGAACCGUUCGCCGGUACUCUGGUUUCCGUGUGUUAUUUCCAAGCAAAACAGGGCACACUUGACGCUUACCAUUUUUCCUGCCCUCGGUUUCCGGUGUUUUUUACCACGUUAAAUCGUGCAAUGCUUCCGACCGUAUCGAAACACAAGCAGGCUACUGCUUUUCGCAAACAAAACCUGUCUACAUAACGAUCUAACAAUUUGUCCACUUGAAAUUCAAUUACAUACUCGAAAAUGUCCACAUUCACGCGAAACUCGUCGUCGAAAUUUCAAUCUCGACCAAUUUAACAUCUCGACAACAUUUAUAAACGAGCAAAACAAACCAGCCACAAUUUUCAAGUUGCUUCAAAUUAAAGUAGACGGUCAGCCCUUUUAACACGCAUCACAAUUGAACACAUGUACCUUUUGUAAAUAUUUUUCGAAAGCUAUUGUGCAGAAUUUAACAAUUUGCCUUCUGUCAUUUUUAGCAUUUAUUGUUCUGAAUCGAUCACUCGAUGAGCGUUAGAUUGAUAAUUAUUUUCUUAUGAGAAAUUUGGUGAUUAUGCAAAAUAGUAUGAAACGGAUGCAUAAAUAUCUAGCUGUAUGGUUGAUGUUCAUAAAGGAUAGUGAUGGGUGAGAGAUAUUAAAUAAAAAUGUAAGAGACUGGAGUCAUGAGAGAGCAACUUAGGAGACCACAUUACGGUGGUGGCUGCUUAUCCUAUCCAUCAUUCUGAGAGGACGUUAUUGAAAAAUGUGCAAUCUGCAAGAAGGUAAGUGUGACGAAGCACUGUCACGCGUAAGUCACGUACCUUGCAGAGGGCGGCAAAUUUUCCGACAGAUUAUUCUGAAAAAUUGCACUGGCAAAAAGCGAGAUCGUUGAAAUCCAUCUCCUGUACUUUCUGCCCUCGUAUUAGCAGGAAAUUGGAUGCUUCGCGUGUAAUAUUGUUUGGGCUGUGCUGCCGCAUGGAUUUUACCCUUUUAAUCUUUCACUCUACCACCCCCUACUUCUUUUCUGGAGGACCUUUCAACGAGAUCGUGUGUGGUUUGGGAGGAAAAUUAUUUAAAACUUUGGAGGAUUUUUUUUUAGUUAUUUAUGAAAGGAAGUUCUACGAUGCAUCCGCGAUCAAACCAAUCUUCCGUAAGGAAAAUGGGGAUAUAGGAGAUACAGGAAUUCUAAAAAUUUCCAUUUUGAGGAUAUCAAUAUUAAAAGUAAUUAAGGGGGAAAAUAACAUAAUUUUCAGUUAUUAAAUACUAUCAAAUUUAGUAGUUAUAUAAUUGAAAAUUAUAUCCUCAUGGUGGGGAACCAUGGAUCAGUGUACUGUCAUUUACCCCGCGGAAGCCUAUGGGGAAGGGUAGAGACCCGGGACAUGUCUAUUUUUUCUAGAAAAGCCGGAUCGCGAUUGUACGAAUGGAAAUCCAAAAUUAACUCUUAAACGGUAAUAACUGGGUCAAUCAUGACAACUGAUCCAUCGAUUAAAAUUAGGUAUUCAAAUUUCUCAACUAAAGAUUUUUAUUUAUGAGAAAAAUAUUAUGCAUGAAAUUUUGAAAACGAGUUAAAAAAUUAGAUUAAACUUCUGGAAAUUUUUAUAUAAAUACACUUUAUUAUUCUAUGACUACCUGGAGACAAUAGGAUGGAAGUUAAAGAACUAAAUGUAUGUAAUUAAUUUCUACCCUGUUUCAAAAAUAACAUAGUAAACGUUAGCAGGUAAUUACAAACAUAACUGUUUGCAAACAUUUUUGCAACUUUUGCAUUGUAUUUGGACCAUGUAAUUACCACAUUCAGAUUCGUUAUAAUAUAUGGAAAAAAAUUAUACCGUGCAAGACCUUUUCUUUUCUGUCCAUAUUCAAAAAGGAAACGGGACAGAACCAGGAACUGAGUUACGAUGGAUAGCAGCAUUCUUACAUAUGUAUGUGGAAGAUUUUUUCAACUUACCAUGAUCUUUGAAAUAUUUCAUUUUUAUUUUUAGAAAACUUCUGAAACAUAUAUUGCACCCUCCACAAAAAAAGUGAUAUGAGUCAAUGAUUUAAAAAGAAAUUACAAAAUCAAGUAAUUAAUUAAUUAUACAAAUUUAUCAUAGAACGCAUCGAAUAGGUAAAUAUUUUACCAUUCAUUCAGAAAUGAUAAAUGUCACAGAAAUAUCCACAUUAAAAGAAAAAAGAAAAAUAAUAAUCAAGAAUAUUGGGAACGAGGAUAACAAGGUAAAGUGAUUGCGUACAAACAAACUCGUUCUGGAAAUAUUACAUUAAAGGUAGUUACCAAAAUUCGUUUAAUCGAUAAUUAAUAAAAUCUUGCGGCUCCAAUUCUACUCCCAUACUGUUUUCGAAACAUAAUUUUGUUGUUGAAUGUUCCGUAAACCACCGACUAUCCGCACAAUCGUUUCUCAAGUAAUAUAUGUAUAAAAUUUUCCCGUCCGCGCGUAACUUCAAUUCCAAUUUGUGUUGAACGUUUCGCGUAGUUCUCUAAUUAACGGAAAUCGUAAGUGAGCGACACGGUAACAAAUUAACGCAAUUCGUCGGUGAAACGAAAGCGUUGGAAUAGCCUGGAACGACAAGCUCACCUUUAUUUACUUACCUAUGUACUCGAAGUCCAACCAACAGGUGUUACGUAAAGAAAAUUUCAUUAAAAAUCCACACAAAGACUUUCUUGGAGAACAAGCCACUCGACUGGUGCCAAUCAAUAGAAUGGACCGUGUCUUCGAGUGACUUCCAGUUAGAAUCAUUGCUUGGACAGGAAGUAUCCUUCACAGACAUCCUUGUUAUUGUACAGAUUCGAGAUACUUGCGAUACAAAUACUUUGAAAAUACAUCAAACGAAACAUCAUCCCCUUCAACUACCGUUCGAAUCCCACAAAAUGAAACUUUCGCAUCGGAAUUGACUGAGAUUCGCCGGUAUAGGUAUAUCGAACUUGCUAGCAUCUCUAUCCACCCAAUCUCUCUCUUUUAUCCUCUGUACAUAUAUCUGUAUCGCGGCAUUCGCAAAAGGAAUUGCCGGUAUCGAUGGCCCGUAGUAGCUGAAGAGAACAAUAGGGUUUCGCACAAAGGGCAAGGAUGCGUCCGUGUCGCGAAGAACGAAGCUCAGGGCUGGCUGGUUACGAGUUUAGCGUGUUCCACGUUACAAGAGCUGGCUGCGUUCGUCCUGUGUGAAUACACAGCCAGCCGUAGAGAGACAUGGGUGACGUUGGCGUGGGUGGGUGACGGUGGUUGGCCUAUCGGCUCGGGGUUGCUCGGAAUCUAUCGGUGGGCCAGAUUUUCACCGACACAGUCUCCGGCUUACCGGCACACGCGAACGAUCCUGAAAGACGGCUACGGGACAGAGGAUAGAACGCUGGCCGGCCGGUCAUAGAGAGGAUCCUCGAGUUUGGUACGGGUUGCGCGCGCAAUCGUACUCGCGCCGCUCCUCGACGUCGUUUUGCAAGGAAAUUGAUUCUGCGCGGAGCGUCAACCCUACCGAGUGAGGGUGUAGGAGGAGGGAGUAGCGAACAGAAGAGAACCCGGCACCGCAGACCGCGUACACACCGCACCGGGGUCAGAGGUACAUCUCGCGUUGACGCUGACCGAAGGCACACACCGUCGUCGGACGAGCGACCGUCCUCGUUUGCUAUUAUGUAAGGGGGAUGUCGUCGGGCAGCAGCGUCGACGUGGACACGCAGCAGGGCUACUGAAGGGGAGACGAGCCGAACUGGAAGGGCGACAUGCGAAGAGACGCGUCGCGUCGGCCGCGUUACGACCACACACAGCCGUCGCACCACGUACCGAAGGACAUUCGAACGCAGAAACAAUAAGGAACGCGUGUACACGACGCGACAGGAUCAUCGAUGGAACUGAAAAUCCUUCUGCUCGUUCACGUAGUGGGAAUUUGCUCCGGCUUGCGAGAGGUACGCGUCAAGAUACCGACGGCCGUGAAGAAAGGUGGCACCGCGGUACUGAACUGCUGGUACGACACCGAGGGGGAUCCUUUAUACGCCGUCAAGUGGUACAAAGUGACUCGAGAGUUUUAUCGCUAUGCCCCGAACGAGACCCCGGUCGUCAAGACUUUCCCCAUCGGGAACUUGACGGUGAAGAAAUCCGAGAGCAACGCGACCCAGGUGACGCUGAUGAACCUGGAGCUGGACGCGGCUGGUGUGUACAGCUGCGAGGUGUCGGCGGAUGCGCCUUCCUUCCACACGGCCAUCGUUUAUGCCACCAUGAACGUCGUUGAAUUACCCUCUCAAGAUCCGUCGAUACACGGGUUAAGGAGCAAAUACCGGAUCAACGAUGUGUUACGUUUGAACUGCACAUGCGGACGGAGCAAACCCGCGGCCAAUCUCACCUGGUACAUCAACGAUCGACAACCGCUGAAGCCGCACGUCCGCACGUACAGCCCCCUCGACACGAACGAAUCGGAGUGGCAGAUCUCCCAGAUCGGACUUCAGUUUCUCGUUACGCACGAACACUUCGCCACUAGGACCGGCAAAAUGAAGAUACGCUGCAGCGCCUCGAUAUACGACAUUUACUGGAAGAGUACCGAGGUCAGCGCCGAAGAGGACAGGCCCAGGGUGAUACAUUACGAGCCAGCCGCCACAAUCGUCGGCAUCAACUAUCUCCAACCACCACCGAACUUUCAAACUGGCCAAAAGAAACCUGACGGUCAUGUCGGAGUUAAAGGUAAUUGUCUGCUAUUUUGGCGCUAUCUCCGGUUUUCUCCAAACUUCAGUAAAGAAUUCUAAGUAUUUUUAAUUUCAUAUUUAAACUAAACUCAACCCUAAAUAACAUCUUUACUCAUCAAAAUGAGAUUUAUUAUAUUCGACAAAGUUUAUUAUAAUAAAAUCAUAGAUUUUAACAAAGGAAUUUAUAGUUAGGAAAAUUAGCUUCGCCUGGAAAUAAACCCAAGGUAAUUUAAUGGAACAAUUAGCAAAAUAGUCGUUUUGUUAGAAAUUACCUAAUAGAAGGAUUGAAAGUUAAAUCGAGAGACUAUGCCUUAGUAGCCACCUUUCUGUCCAAUAAAUUAUCAUCUCUUCAGAAACAUCGAUAUUCGAAGGACUCUCGAAGCUGUACUGUAUUUUAAGGCUAAGUCGACACAAUUUUGCACGAAAGAUCCCAAUGACCUCGUUGUACGAUAGAAGAAAGUCGUCGAAGAUAAUACAGCCUAUUUAGAUGAGUAAAAGGUAAUCGUGUAAAUUAUUCUUGUUUAUCUGGAGCGAAAGCCUGGGUAAAAUUCAUUUAUUUUUACAUACACUGAAUAUAAGAUUUGUAUACCUUCGUUAAACAUCGGAGUAUCGAUUGUCCUGUUUAAGCAUCUCGUUCUUGUGUACUUCUUGUUUUUAAUUAAUUCACCUCACAGUGUUCCAUUUUUUAAGUUCAAGGGUCAUGGAACACGAGGCAACGAUACGUGCCAUUUCUGCGAAGGUUAAAAGCGACUUUAUAAAUAAAACGUAUCUCUGAACAUUUAAAAUCAUAACGUACAGCACAGGUAAACUUCAAAUUCACCCUGUCUAACCCUUUCAUAUAAAAUUAACAAUAGUAUAUUUGUUUGUAGAAUUACAAUAGAGGUGUAUUAAUUUAUAUUAUUUUACAACUUCAUAAUAAUACUCCUUUUGAUAUAGUGAAAUUAAUUACAAAUGAAAUCAAAUACGAGAACGAAGUUUUAAUAAAUCAAGAAUUAUGCACUGAUGAAUAAUAUUUAGGGAAUUAUUAAACAGGCGAAGAGAAUCAUUGCAAUUGUUAGUAAAUUUUCAAAUAGCUGUCUGAAUAAGUGUGCUACUCUGGUAGGUAUUCUUGGGUUAUUAAAAUUAAUUAUGUCUCAGAUUGAUGAGCUACCUUUGUAUUCAGAGCUAAUUAGGAAUAAAUGUCUUUUCAAUAGGUACUGAAUUAUGGGUGGAAAUUGGUAAUUGGCUAAUUAACUUUUGUAAAACAUUGCCAUUAUCGUGGUAGCUGUAACUCAAAGAGAAGUCGAGAUAAAAAUGUAUAAACUGGAAUCUCUCGAAUCCUUUCAAUCAUAUUUUCAUAACAUCCGUGCAUUUUUGAAAUCGGAUGUAAAAUGCUGUAAAAGAAUAUUAUUCGAUCAAUGAAUGCUGAAAAGUUGGACGAAAACGAAUGUCUCCUCGUUAACGGGCCAACUAAUCGCUCGACCAAUGAAAUCAACCAAACGAAGUUACCUAAUUUCUUCCUCUUUUUUUUCUAUUCCUCCUUCUAAACGAGGCUGCGGUCACCUGAAUAUCCGACUGUUUGUCUGGCCCGCGGUUCGGAUAAUCUGACCAGCCGAAUUAUCCUGGUUAACGUCAAAUAGCUCGGCAGGCCAUCAAAUAAUUCGUUUCACGCCAGGUAAUCCGAGCCUGCGGCAAGGAUAAUUCCCGACGCAUUCCACGAUUAUUUGCUGCGGCUUCGGAUUAUUUGACGUCAAGUGAGCCACGCUUAUCUGACCAAGGAAUUUCGAUUUCAAAACGACGCGAUGAUCGAUGGUAUCGUUGUGUGCUAAGCUAUAAAGAAGGAACAAACCUCGUGGUGUAUCAGUUUCAUAUAAUACGUGAAUAUAACUUCAAUGGUAGAUUCAGUAUACAUAAAUGAUAAAAAAAGUUCGUAUAAACUUUUGUUCUAUCUCAUCUCGUUUCCGAGUUACAGUGCAUUUUCUGGUGUAUAGUUGAAGGAAUAGAUAUAGCGUGGUCGUAAAAUCGAUCAGACUAGUGUGUUCGGUGCAUACUUAAAAUAUGAAGCACUGAUUGAAGAGCUUAGUUUGACAAAAUUAUUAGUGCAAGGAGGAAGAAAACCUCAUGGUAUAUCAGGAUCCUUCACGUAAUACGCGAACGUAACUUCAGUGGAGGAUUUAAUACAUAUAAAUAAUAAAAAAGUUCAUAUAAACUUUUGUUCUAUCUGAUCUCGUUUCUGAAUUACAAUGCAUUUUUUGGUAUGUAGUUGGAGGAAGAAAUAUAGUGCGGUCGUAAAGUCAGACUAGUAUGUUUGAAAUAUCAAGCACCGAGUAAAGAGCUUAGUUUAUCAAAGCAAUUACUGCAAGAGAAAAACGUUUUAUAAUCCAGAGACAAGCUCAGAUAGGACAAACGUUUAUACGAACACUUUUUAUUAUUUAUCUGUGGUGAAUCUACCACACGUAUUACGGUAUAUCCUGUACAAUAACACGAUGGGAACAAUUCAAUCGAAAUCGUAUCAUCGUAGAAGGAAUAAAAAGGAGGGACGAGAGUCACGAUCGAAUCGGUCUAUCGUGGCAUGCAAAAAACUUCGUUUCGUUAUUUGAGUUAACUGUUUGCCUAGUUAUAGAACUUCUCUCUCUCCCUUGAUUUUCAUUCGUGAUCGUCUCUUCAUCGUUCCAGCUUGCAACCAUCUGGUCGUUUCGUUUCCUCGACCGGUCGUUACCAAAGUAACUUAUCUGAUAAAUGAAAUAUUUGCUCGUUAGACCGGGAACAAUUGUUCCGUCGCAUCGGUUCAAAGUGUACGCGAAUGUACAGGGUCAGAUUUGCGGACGAAUUAACAUGGCGGUUGUCGUGGCGUGUAAUCGGGACGAUAAAUAGCUGGUUUAAUAUAGUAUACAAACUAUAAUAUAUAAUAAUAACAAGAGAGAAAAGGUUGGGUAGUGAUAAUUAAACGGGGGCCGCACGAAUCACCGCGAACGUGUCGUUAUUUUAUUUACCGCGUUGUUUGCGUGUCUCCUCUCGGUUGGGCUCUUUGAAACUUGUUAAAUUAACCGGAAACGAAAAUGAGCAUUGUAAAACCCGGGGAUCCGAACGAUUAACGCAGCGUGUUAUAAUUAGGAUGCGUUCAACGUGCAGAUGAACGAAAGAGAGAUUGGUCGAGUUACGGUCACGGUUCGCUUGCAGUUCGUUCAAAUGUUAUUCGAGGCCUGGAACCGUGACCGAAACGCCGGCAACGGGUUAGUUAAUUCGCUCGAAAAGCAUUGAAUAAUAUUUGAUCGAGCCUGUGACAGGAUCGAGACUGUCAGUGUAAAUCGAGUCACGGUACGGUCGAGGGUUAAUUAGUGGGUCAGGCGUGGCAAAGUGAUCCUGUCGAUAGCUUGAAAAUCAUUAUUCAUCGGGCUGAUGCGAAAGGGAGGGGAAAAAAUGAAGAUUUUUCGUACAGGUUGUUAGAUAAAUUCAUUAACCCUCUCGAUGGCCGAAUGAUGGGGAGGAAAUUUGAUGAGCUACAGUGGCGAAUAAAAAUGACAUUUCAAGGGGGUCCAUUCUAUAUGGUUGACGGUCAUCAAAGACUUCCUUGACAAUAUCUAUAUUGAUAUAGGAUACAAUAUUAAUUUUCAUGAUUUGUAAAAUCCAGGCUAUAUGAAUUAAAAUAUAGUAUUGUCUUUGUAACAUUUGAAAUUACAGUUUUCUAAGCAAAUUAAAAUUUGUAUUAUUAAUGUACGGGAAAGAUAUAAAAAAUGUA